UCUAACAAAACAAUGCUACCACUCUAUAAAUAAAAAAGUAAUUUUCUUUGGUUGCAAAUCCUUUCACCUCGGUUUGACAGAUGAAGAAUCGAAAACAUAAAAAUUACGGAGAUUUCAAUUUUGGAUAAGUACAAACAGCAUCGAGAGAGACCAAAGAAAGCGAAAAAGAAAACAUUAGAUGAGGGAAACAGGACAACCUCAUAACAAUGCUGCAAUAUAUAGUAUAUAGAGGAGACAGAAAAAGAUGGACUUUGAGAAAAAAGAGAAGAUGGGAUCAGCACAGGAGGACCCCAAUGUUUUCCACUUUAGCCAUCCACAUCCUUUGCAAUUGCAAUGCACCACCCUACCAAAUAUUGUAACCUGCUUUGGAUGCAACAUCAAAAUUAACUCUGGUCACGACUAUUACCAGUGCAAAACAUGUGCUUUUUCUCUUCACCCUCUCUGCUACAACAUGCCCUUAAUCACCAACCACCCUUCACAUCCAACCCACCAUCUACUCCUCCUUCCUCUACCUUCCACCAAACCCACUCUCAACUGUCUCGCAUGUGGCCACCGUGUCACCGCCUUUUCCUACCACUGUGCUCAAUGCUCCAUCUUCUUCCAUGCCUUCUGUCUUGCACUCCCUCUCUCCCUCGCAAUCACAUCCCAUCCCCACAAAAUCAACCUUGAGUUUUCACCACCCUAUCACUUCUUCUGUGACUUGUGCAACCACCCCAGUAAUCACAACCACCGCUGGCUCUAUAGAUGCAACAUCUGUGAAUUCGACACACAUAUACCUUGUGCCCUUCAAAAUCUGAUUGGAGGGGGACCAAGUAGAGAAAAUUUUGAUAGUAAAACCGCUGCUGGAUGGAACAAGAGAUUGUACGACAGAGCUGCUGAGAGUGAGAAGAUGAAUAAUGGUGAACUUGAAUUACUGGGAAAAGAACUAAGCCCUGCUGAAGUUUUAUCAAAGUUAGAAGAAAGAACACCGCUUCGGGAUAAAUGGACUCCACUUUCUGAUCAUUCACAGCUUAGUUACCAAUACAGCGACUCAUACUUUUCAAUAGAUUUGGCAAAGUCAUAUUCAACCCAUUCAGUUCAAAAAGAUGGUGCUACUAACUUUGUAAGCAAUUCCGUUCCAGUUAAUAUUAAUAAGCUGAAUGCAGAUAUUUUCAUGAAAGAAGGACCAAGAGUUAUGAUCAAAAAUGCUAACCAAAGCCACGCUAAACGAUCUGUUCAAGACCACACAAUAUCGGAGACAGGAAGAUCCAGCUGUUCUUGUUGGAGGAAAUUCCUAAACUGCUGCCUUUAGCAUUGACAAGUGGUAGGCACAACAUGUGGAAUUGUUGUUUUCAAAAUGUUGAAGUAAUCAGUCUUAGGUGGUAGGAGUGAAUGAAAAGAUAUCUUUAUUAGCUGAUCGAUCAUUGGUGAGGUCAUCUUAUGAAUCAGUCUUUAAAAUUUUAUGCAUUUGGUCACUUUAAGAGGCAGAUUCAAGAAAAAGAAAAAGAAAAAGAAAGAUAUAUAAGUGUAUAUCUAAGUCAAAAGAAUGGUUCU
Molecule: messenger RNA, 1533 nt
Organism: Vigna radiata var. radiata (mung bean)
Lineage: Eukaryota; Viridiplantae; Streptophyta; Magnoliopsida; Fabales; Fabaceae
Exons: 2
Coding region: 245-1291 (348 amino acids)
Source: RefSeq, a predicted model, not a curated record